Molecule: messenger RNA, 867 nt
Organism: Sinocyclocheilus grahami
Lineage: Eukaryota; Metazoa; Chordata; Actinopteri; Cypriniformes; Cyprinidae
Product: unconventional myosin-Ih-like
Exons: 6
Biological process (GO): actin filament organization; endocytosis; actin filament-based movement
Cellular component (GO): cytoplasm; plasma membrane; myosin complex
Molecular function (GO): actin filament binding; ATP binding; microfilament motor activity
Source: RefSeq, a predicted model, not a curated record
AGUUUAGAGGAGCGCUGCCAGCGGAUCCUGCAGGAUAUGGAGGGGUCUUUGACAGCUCGGGACCGGGUGGGCAUUCAAGACUUUGUUCUCCUGGACGCCUACACCAGUGAGACAGCAUUUAUGGACAACCUCAGAAAACGGUUUAAUGAGAACCUCAUAUAUACCUACAUUGGGACCCUCCUGGUGUCAGUUAAUCCAUAUAAGGAGUUGGGUAUCUAUACCAAGAAACAAAUGGACAUUUAUAUGGGGGUCAACUUUUUUGAGCUGCCUCCUCAUAUCUUUGCUCUUGCUGACAAUGUUUACCGGACAAUGAUUAGUGAAACCAACAACCACUUCAUCCUCAUUUCUGGUGAAAGUGGUGCUGGCAAGACGGAGGCCUCUAAGACAGUCCUGCAGUUUUAUGCAGUGUGCUGUCCCAGCACUAGACUCUUGGACAAUGUGAGAGAUCGGCUCCUUCUUUCCAAUCCAGUGCUGGAGGCUUUUGGAAAUGCCAAAACCCUGAAAAAUGACAACUCGAGUCGAUUUGGAAAGUACAUGGACAUACAGUUUGACCAUCAGGGAGCAGCAGUUGGUGGCCACAUCUUAAGCUACUUACUGGAGAAGUCAAGGGUGGUCCACCAAAAUCGUGGAGAAAGGAACUUCCACAUCUUCUAUCAGUUAGUUGAGGGAGGGGAGGAUGAGCUUCUCCGCUGGCUUGGCUUGGAGCGAAACUGUCAGAAAUAUCGAUAUCUUAUUCAGGGAGAAUGUGCCAAAGUGAGCUCCAUCAAUGACAAGAGUGACUGGAAAACCGUACAGAAAGCUCUUACUAUCAUUGAGUUUAGUGAAAAGGAUAUAGAGGUAAGACGCUCUCAGAUUGAUUGGAGUUAG